This is a messenger RNA of Stegodyphus dumicola, 1840 nucleotides long. Its product is annotated as TOM1-like protein 2. Gene Ontology annotation, biological process: signal transduction. Lineage: Eukaryota; Metazoa; Arthropoda; Arachnida; Araneae; Eresidae. Gene Ontology annotation, molecular function: phosphatidylinositol binding; ubiquitin binding; clathrin binding. Gene Ontology annotation, cellular component: endosome; membrane. The record is from RefSeq and is a predicted model, not a curated record.
UAAUCUUGCAACCUGUUACCCGUUUCACGAAUGUUUGCAGUUUGUUUAUUAGCUUUAUUUUUGUGUAAUUCGUGUCGUUUUGUAGAUUUUGUGAAUUAAGGGAUAAUUUUGUAAACUUUGAAACUAGAGAGCAUUUUAUUUGUAAUUGGAACACAUUUGUAAACUUUCGUUAUGGCUGGGCUGCUUUCCCAACUUGGUGUUGGUGGCAAUCCUUUUAAUACUAUUGUUGGCCAAAGAAUAGAACAAGCAACUGAUGGAUCUCUUGCUUCUGAAAACUGGGCUUUGAAUAUGGAAAUAUGUGACAUCAUCAAUGAGACUGAUGAAGGACCGAAAGAUGCUCUAAGGGCUAUAAGAAAAAGAUUAUUGCAGAAUGCUGGGAAAAACUAUACAGUCGUAUUGUAUACGUUAACAGUUCUUGAAACUUGUGUCAAAAACUGUGGGAAACGUUUUCAACUGCUUGUUACACAGAAAGAUUUUGUUCAAGACCUAGUAAAGUUGAUAGGACCAAAAAAUGAUCCUCCCACUGCUGUUCAAGAAAAAGUGCUUAGUUUAAUCCAGAGUUGGGCUGAAGCAUUUCGUACUAAUCCGGAGAUGCAGGGUGUUGUGCAAGUAUAUACCGAUCUAAAACAAAAGGGUAUUGAAUUUCCAUCAUCUGAUUUAGAUACAAUGGCUCCAAUUCAUACACCUUCAAGGACAGUUCCGAUGCCUCCUCCAGUUCAGCCACAGCACCAAGAAGUGCAGCCCAGGGAUCAGCCUGGUUCUAUUCAUCCACAACAAAUGGAGAAACUUAAAAAGGAACUAGAAAUAGUUCAGGGAAAUAUGAGAGUUUUUGGAGAAAUGCUUACUGAACUGACACCAGGCAAAGAGCAUCAGAGCGAUCUUGAGCUGUUACAGGAUCUGUGCAAAACAUGUCAAAGUAUGCAAGGACGAAUCGUGGAGCUUCUAGACAAAGUUGGAAAUGAAAAAAUUACUGAGGAUUUACUUCAAGUUAAUGAUGAGCUUAAUAAUUUAUUCCUGCGUUAUGAAAGAUUUGAAAAAAAGAGAGCUACAGUUGAGAGAUCUAAUAAUCAGUUGCAAAAUGUUGUAGAAAAUAAGCCUUUGAUUGAUCUAGAAGAAAAUAUUACUUCUGCUGAGCAACAGUUACUGGGUUUGAAUCUGAAUGCUCCAAAUGCUGCUUUAGAAGCUUCAGGACAACCAGAGAAUUCCAGUGUUGAUGAAUUUGACAUGUUAGCUCAGUCUAGGAAGUUAGAGCAAGAAUUAUUGUUGGGUGAAGAUGGAGUUCGCAAUAACAGUGUACCAGAUAUUGUGCAAAAUCCAGAAUUCCACAGAGAACAAGACUUCCAAGAAGUCGCUAGAUGGCUUCAAGAUAAACCAGCAGAUGCUGAUGAUGUAGCAACAGAACCUAAUACAGAGGAAUUUGAUCGUUUCCUUGCUGCACGAGCUGCUGCGGCUGAAAGGUUGCCUACGAUUAAUCCUACUUCUCCAACUAACACGAAUGUUGAAAAAGAAGGAAAAGAAGUUAAAACUUUGUCUCCUCUUAAAAGCUAACAGUUGCCGAAGCAACUUAAUAAUUUGAAGAAGUAAAGACAUAUUUUUUCCACUUUAAAAGGGAACAAUUUGUUCUGUAGAAUAUAGCUUUAAGAGUAGAAUAUUUAUAUAUUGCUACACUCUAAAAAGAAAAAAGGAUCCUGUUAUUAAUAUUGUUAAUAUUUUCUGUUUUACCUGCAAUAUUUUGUUGCUUAUAUAGAUCUUAAUAUUUAAUUUUUAUUUUGGAAUGAAUCUACUAUCAGUCUAUUCCUUUUAAGUUAAUAUAUUUUUAUUUUUUAAAUUCUUAUUUAUG